CGAGGACACGCUGCCGCGGUCAGUGCGGGGCUGCGCGGCGCACUGGCACCGACCCUGCUGUGGAGGACUCGAUGGCAGGGGCUCAGCCAGGAGUCCACGCGCUGCAGCUCAAGCCGGUGUCCGUGCCCGAGAGCCUCAGACGGGGCAACAAAUUCAUGAAAUGGGACGAUGACUCCACCACUGUGAGCCCCGUGACGGUAACCGUCGACCCCAAAGGCUACUUCCUGUACUGGACGGACCAGAACAAGGAGACCGACUUACUGGACGUAGCGUACAUCAAAGAUGCCCGCAAUGGAAAAUGCACCAAAACGCCAAAGGAGGCGAAGCUGCGCGAGCUGCUGGACGUCAGCACGCUGGCGGGAAAGAUGGAGAACAGGAUGCUGACGGUGGUGAGCGGCACCGACAUGGUCAGUGUCACAUACCUGAACUUCAUGGCCUUCCAGGAGGAGACAGCCAAGGAAUGGGCGGAGGAGCUGUUCAGCCUGGCUUCCAACCUGCUGGUGCAAAACAUGUCCAGAGAGGCCUGCCUGGAAAAAGCAUACACGCGACUCAAGCUGCAACUCAACCCUGAAGGUCGAAUCCCCGUCAAGAACAUCUUCAGGAUAUUCUCGUCGGACCGCAAGCGGGUGGAGACGGCGUUGGAAAACUGCAACCUUCCGUCCGGCAGAAAUGACUCCAUCCCCCAAGAAGACUUCACGCCAGAGGUGUACAACCUGUUCCUCAGCAACAUCUGCGCUCGGCCCGAGCUGGACCACAUCUUCUCGGACGUGGGGGCAAAGAGUCAUCCGUACCUGAGCGUGGAGCAGAUGACGGAGUUCAUCAACAGCAAGCAGCGAGACCCCCGACUCAACGAGAUCCUGUACCCGCCCCUUAAGCCCGAGCAGGUCCAACAGCUGCUGGACAAAUACGAACCCGACGCCGCACUCGCGCAGAACGGUCAGAUCUCGGUGGAGGGCUUCGCGAGGUACCUGAACGGCGAGGAAAACAGCAUCAUCCCCCCGGAGAAGCUGGACCAGAGCGAAGACAUGACCUUUCCCCUCUCACACUAUUUCAUCAACUCCUCGCACAACACUUACCUCACAGCGGGGCAGCUUGCGGGCAACUCGUCUGUGGAGAUGUACAAGCAGGUGCUUCUGUCCGGCUGCCGCUGCAUCGAGCUGGACUGCUGGAAGGGACGCACCGCAGAAGAAGAGCCCGUCAUCACUCACGGCUUCACCAUGACUACCGAGGUCUCCUUUAAGGAGGUGAUCGAGGCCAUCGCAGAGUGUGCCUUUAAGACCUCGCCCUUUCCCGUCAUCUUGUCUUUCGAGAACCACGUGGACUCACCCAAGCAGCAGGCCAAGAUGGCCGAGUACUGCCGCUCGAUAUUUGGUGACGCUUUGCUGACGGAACCUCUAGAGAAAUAUCCCUUGGAGUCCGGUGCGCCUCUGCCAAGCCCGAUGGAACUGAUGGGCAAGAUCCUGGUGAAGAACAAAAAGAAGCACCACAAGGCCUCGUCGGACGGCAGCGCCAAGAAGAAGCUGUCAGAGCAGGUGUCCAACACCUACAGCGACUCGUCCAGCGUUUGCGAGCCGUCCUCGCCCGGAGCCGGUUCCACAAAGGAGGAUGUGACUGAGUCCUCCCAGCCAGCAGAGGGCGCCGAGCUCAGCCUGAGGCCACAGGGAAGGAAGUCCAUCGGUGAGGUGGAGGCUGAAAGCGAGGACGAAGACGACGACGACGAUGACUGCAAAAAGGGAUCCAUGGACGAGGGCACGGCGGGCAGCGAGGCGUUCGCCACUGUGGAAAUGUCCAACCUGGUUAUCUACAUCCAGCCUGUCAAGUUUAACAGCUUUGAGGCUUCCAAAAAGGCAAGUCGCAGCUACCAGAUGUCGUCCUUUGUGGAGACCAAAGCUUUGGAGCAGCUCACCAAGUCUCCCGUGGAGUUUGUGGAAUACAACAAACUGCAGCUGAGCAGGAUUUACCCUAAAGGCACCCGAGUGGACUCGUCCAACUACAACCCGCAACUCUUCUGGAACGCCGGCUGCCAGCUGGUGGCGCUCAACUUCCAGACCGUCGAUCUGUCCAUGCAGCUCAACCUGGGCAUGUACGAGUACAACGGCAAGUCGGGCUUCCGGCUCAAACCGGAGUUCAUGAGGCGCCCCGACAAGCACUUCGAUCCUUUUACCGAGAGCACGGUGGACGGAAUAGUCGCCAACACGCUCUCCGUCAAGAUCAUCUCGGGCCAGUUCCUGUCAGACAAGAAAGUGGGCACCUAUGUGGAGAUGGACAUGUUCGGCCUUCCGGUGGACACCAAGCGCAAAGCCUUCAAGACCAAAACGUCGCAGGGCAACGCCGUCAACCCCGUGUGGGACGAGGAGCCCAUCGUCUUCAAGAAGGUGGUCCUGCCCACCCUGGCCUCGCUCAGGAUCGCCGUCUUCGAGGAGGGCGGGAAGUUCAUAGGGCACCGCAUCAUACCCGUGUCGGCCAUACGGCCAGGUUAUCAUUACAUCAACCUGAGGAACGAGAAGAACCAAACGUUGACUCUUCCUGCCCUCUUCGUCUACGUGGAAGUCAAAGAUUAUGUUCCCGACACGUUUGCAGACGUCAUCGAGGCUCUGUCCAACCCGAUCCGCUACGUCAACCUGAUGGAACAGAGAGCCAAUCAGCUGGCUGCUCUCACCCUGGAGGAGGGCGGGGACGACGAGGCCGACAAGGAGGUGGAGGCGGGUAGCGACCCCCCCUCAGAGUCCAAGGCGGACCCCAGGGCCGCGGUGCCGGCCGAGAACGGACUGAGCCACGCCCCUUUUGUGCCCAAGCCCCCGUCGCUGGUGGGACAGCAGCCUCAAUCUGCAGGAUCUUUGAAACCUCCUGUGAAGACGGAGGACAUCAUCCAGAGCGUCCUCACCGAAGUGGAAGCCCUGACGCUGGAGGAGCUGAAGCAGCUCAAGGGCUUCGUACGCGAACAACGGAAGCAGUACAAGGAGAUGAAGGAGCUGGUGCGCAAACACCACCGCAAGACGGGCGAGCUCAUCAAGGAGCACACGGCGCGCGUGGGCGAGCUGCAGAGCCAGCAGCAGCGGAGGCGCAGCGCCCUGCACAAGAACCACAAACGAGAUGGUAAGAAAAGCCGGUCGGAACAGUCGCUGUCCACGCUGGACCGCGAGCUGUGCGAUCUGGACCAGGACUGUGGCCGGCGUCUGUCUGAGCUGAAGGAGCAGCAACAGCAGCAGCUCCUCACGCUGCGCCAGGAGCAGUACUACAGCGAGAAGUACCAGAAGAGAGAGCACAUCAAGCAGCUGGUGGAGAAGCUGACCGCCCUGGCCGAGGAGUGUCAGAGUGCGCAGCUGAAAAAGCUGAGAGACAUCUGCGAAAAGGAGAAGAAGGACCUGAAGAAGAAAAUGGACAAGAAGAGACAAGAGAAGAUCAGCGAAGCCAAGUCCAAAGACAAGAACGUCACAGAGGAAGAGAAGCUGGAGAUAAACAGGUCGUUUGUCAACGAGGUGGUGCAGUACAUAAAACGGCUGGAGGACGCGCAGAGUAAACGGCAGGAGCGUCUGCAGGAGAAACACAAGGACAUACGACAGCAGAUUUUGGAUGAAAGGCCAAAGCUGCAGAGUGACCUGGACCAGGAGUACCAAGACAAGUUCCGCCGGCUGCCCGUGGAGAUCCAGGAAUUCGUCCAGGACAGCGGCAAGGCCAACCCGGCCGCUCCCUCCUCCUCCUCCUCCGCCGCCUCCACGGCCGAGCGGCUCAACCACAAAGCGUCGCAGUCGGAGGACGACACCGAGGAAGCCUCGCUGGAGCGGGGCUACGACACGCCCCUUUAGAGACGCACAUAGCGUGUGUUUGCCGACCCAUCGUAGGACUCAGUGUGGUGAGUAACGGUGGUCCGGACCCCCGUGUACAUAGUGACUUUGUUGUAUUUGUACGUCACCUGUGUGUUGUCGACGCUAUUUGGGUGCGACCACAGUUUGUGUCACUAACUAUUGAAGGAAUAACUUACUUGAACGAUUGCACAUUUUCCUUUUCCAUCAUGUUGAUGUCUGGUCAUCAUUUACUUCUCUAAUGUGUUUUUUCUUUGGGGGGGGUUUGCACUGAUCGCUCACCUCCCGAUAUAGUGACCCGGAAUAAUUUUAUUUUCGUUCUCACGAAACGACGCUGCUAUUUCCUUUCAGUGCCACCAUUUUACAACCGAUCGAUGUUGUCUGUGCAAAUGUUUGAUUUGGCCAGGAUGUGUACAGUUUCUGCAUGUACUCAAACUAACUGUAGAUGUAACGGUAGCUCUGUAGCAGUCGAUUUGAAAGGCGGGAUGACUAAAUGAAUUACAACAAAUAUUCAAGCAUGUAGUAUUUUUUUUUUUUUGUGGACCGUCUUCAUACAGUGAACCCCCCGCAUAUUUGUCGUACGGGGUUUGAGAAUUCAGCUAUUUGGUGAACCCAUUUUUCGCUGCUUUUGUGUUCAGGCAAGGAAGUGUUAAAGUGAGUUGAGGAGUUUCAUUUAGACAAAAGUAGUCCAUUGUCGCCAUCUUGUGGCAUCUGUCAGCAAUUACAAGCCCUUUUGUGGCAGUUACUUGCAGAUUUUCGCUACCAAUAUCUAAUUCAGUGUGUCCUACACAUAUAUGGCUAUUUGACACAUAUUUUACAUGAGGGAAAUCUCACGAAACAACACAAAACAAAACAAAAAUACUGGUUUAAUUUUAAUUUAAUUGUCAUUUAAAUCAUUUAAUUGUUCUGUCUGUCACUAUACAUUGCUGGCACACUAUUUUUUAUAAACAAAUGAUUGAAAAGAUUAUAAUAAUUUCCUGCGGCACACCUGAUGAUAUUUCACAGCAUUUUGCAGUGCUUUUGAAUCAGUGAUCUAAUAUAUUAUAAUAAUAAAAUUUAAUUAAUUUUAUUUAAUUUUAAUUCCGUAUUAUAAAAGUGACUCAGUAACUGCAGUAAUAUUUGUCAUUUUUUCACAAAGGAUAAAAAAAAAUAUGCCUGCAAGUAUUGUCAUAGUCUGUCUACAUAUGCUGCUCCACUGUUUGUGUUCAAAUAUUCGUUGCAUAAAGCGGUAUAACGCCACCACAUAGAUCCUUUUCGUUUGCCCGUCUGUGGCAUUUCCCAUAAUGUGUUGAUUGUUCUCUAUUUUGUGAAGUGAGUUGAGUUCACUGCCACCAUCCAAGGCUUGUAUCGCACAUUUUUGGCUCUCAAGUCAAAGCUCUUAUAUCUCAAGGCACCACUGUACCACAUUUAAUUCACAAUUAAAACACCCAAACCAAAACAAACAAAUGGGAUAUAACAAAUAAAAAGUUAUCCAUUUCAAAAAAUUCAAAUACCAGCCCCCAUUCAGGCAAAUGAAGAACUGACAGGAACAACAGGAAAAGAUAGUCUGAAAGACACUUGCCAUGGUAAUGAUUUCAAAAAGAACAGUACAGGGAUUGUGAGACUUGACUUAUCUGAAUAAAAUAUAAAAUGCCUCUCUAGAAUAGAGUAAAAACAAGGCCCCCGGGCACUGCCCCUUCAGAAUAACGGCCUCCAAAAAUACAUGGGGGGGACAAGCUGACACCAUUUGAAAGUGGUUGAUUUCAUUUCAUCAACUACAAAUGAAAUGAUGUCACUUUUCAACUCCUAAUAAUACUAAAAAGCCAACUUCAUCUAAGAGCAACAGUCAGAAUUGUUCAUGUUUUUGUGACUGUUUGACGGAUUUCAUUUGAUAUUCCAUCUGUUUUUAAAAUAUACAAGUAUAUAUCAUGCCGGCACAGUAGAAAACAAAAGGACUCUUUCAGUGGCUGAACGUAUGACAAGUCCCGUGCCUUUUUUUUGCAUCCGUUUGCCUUGUUGUGAUGUUGAAUGUGUGGAAUGCGUCCCGCUGUUAUUAUUAUAAAAAUGAUGAAGAAUCUGUGUGAUAUUUAAUACUUUGGUACCACUACUGACAGAGUAACACUUGUGGAAAAGCAGUAUGAGAUUGUGACCACAAAAGCGAAGGGGGGGGAAAAAAAACAGCCUUUUUAUUCAUUUAGUUACUAAUUUAUGCAACGUCUUGACUGACUACUUGAUUUAAAGCGUCACUCCUCCGCUACUGCAUUUGAACGUGUAUGCACUCUGGAAUUGUAAAUGUGUGUGUGUAUAUAUAUAUAUAUAUAUAUAUAUAUAUAUAUAUAUAUAUAUAUAUAUAUAUAUGUGUGUAUGAAGACAUAUACAUAUGUAUGGCGUAAAAGCGAAAACAUGACGUGGAUCAAAUAACAGUAUCAUGUAAAGAAAAUUUGUUUGUAAUUAAAAAUAA
Phycodurus eques (leafy seadragon) is the source of this 6243-nucleotide messenger RNA. It is a transcript of the gene plcb1l, whose product is annotated as phospholipase C beta 1-like. Gene Ontology annotation, cellular component: nuclear speck; cytoplasm. Gene Ontology annotation, molecular function: calcium ion binding; phosphatidylinositol-4,5-bisphosphate phospholipase C activity; calmodulin binding. The transcript is spliced from 33 exons. Bases 72 to 3806 code for a protein of 1244 amino acids. Gene Ontology annotation, biological process: memory; phosphatidylinositol-mediated signaling; lipid catabolic process. Lineage: Eukaryota; Metazoa; Chordata; Actinopteri; Syngnathiformes; Syngnathidae. The record is from RefSeq and is a predicted model, not a curated record.